AUGUCGAUGGAAACCCUAGCCGACGCUUUUCAUGACGAACUCCGCGACGUGCUCAGCGCCGAGCGCCAACUCACCAAGGCGUUGCCGAAGAUGGUGAAGAACGCCACGUCGCCGCAACUCAAGAAGGCUUUCGAGAGCCACCUCGCCGAGACCGAGACCCACGUCGAGCGUGUCGAGCAGGCCUUCGAAGAAACGGGCAAAUCGGCCCGCGCCAAAACCUGCGAGGCGAUGAAGGGCCUCCUCAAGGAAGGCGAAGAACUGAUGGAAGAGGAGGCCGCGCCCGAGGUGAAGGACGCCCUGCUCAUCGCCGCCGCCCAGAAGGUCGAGCACUACGAGAUCGCCACCUACGGCACGCUCUGCACCUGGGCGGAGGCGUUGGGCUACAAGAAGGCCCUCAAGCUGCUGAAACAGAACAUCGCCCAGGAAGAGGCCGCCGACAAGAAGCUGUCGCAGAUCGCCGAGAAGGUGAACGCCGAAGCCGCCCAAGCGGCCGUUGCGUGA
Molecule: messenger RNA, 501 nt
Organism: Symbiodinium sp. CCMP2456
Lineage: Eukaryota; Dinophyceae; Suessiales; Symbiodiniaceae
Source: the annotation of a GenBank genome assembly